Messenger RNA from Erythranthe guttata (spotted monkey flower), 2156 nucleotides. RefSeq lists its product as uncharacterized. NCBI's taxonomy places the organism in Eukaryota, Viridiplantae, Streptophyta, Magnoliopsida, Lamiales, Phrymaceae. Gene Ontology annotation, molecular function: zinc ion binding. The record is from RefSeq and is a predicted model, not a curated record.
UUUAACCAUAAGUCGAGGUUUGGCCGUAAUUUUCCCUAAAAAAGAUACAUAUCAAGAAAAAACACACAACUCCGCCACAGUGAUGAAAUAAUAGUACAAAUCACCGCACAGUGUACAAUCCACAGAGUAAAGAAAGAGCUGUUGCAAAUCUGCAGAAAGAUUCACAACACACUUCACUUUUUUCAGGCACAGGUUAUCGAUUUCUUCUUUGUAAAAUGAAGGGCAUGUGGUCCGAUCACUUCGCCGCCGCCGAUAAGCCAUCGGAGGAGUCAUCCCCUCCCUGCAAAACCCACGGCCUCUGGUCCGAAAUCUUCCCCUCCGCCGACGAAUCGACGCCGCCGCCUCCACCCCACCACGAAACGUGCUCCGCCGCCGUGGAACCGCCGCCACUAUCCCGCUACGAAAUGUUCUCCCCGGCGGCGCCGCCGCUUCCCCGCUACGAACGGUGCCUAAUUUGCCCCAAAUGUAACGCCGCAAGCUGCCGCCUUUUGACGUCUUCCACCACCCAAAACCCCGGCCGCCGGUUCUACAUAUGCCCCGCCCCCGCAAACAAUCACAAAUUCUUCAAGUGGGCUGACGAGGUAAAACCUCACGAGUUAAUCGAUGUGCCCUACUGUGGUGGUUGUAUGGCCGGCGUUUGCCGGGUCCGGAAGGUCACAAACGGGCCUAAUUCGGGUCGGAUCCUAUUCCGGUGCAGAAUUAAAGAGGGGGAAGGAUCGUGUGGCUAUAAAGUUUGGAAAGACGAGCUCGAAGUUUCAUCGACUACCCAAGCCGACGUAAGGACUUGUUCGUUUCGGUCGACACUUUCAAACAGCAAUAGCAGCACGAGCCCUGUGAGUAUUGACCAAAUCGAUGAGGUGGCAGAUUACGAUUCGCCUGUAAUUGACAACUCGCCAUCUAAUACGAUCGAGCAAUUGCAAUCCGACAAACCUAGUGGAUCUUUAAGGAGAGCUAACAAAAGAUCUCGAUAUGGUGACCUAGAAGCUCACUCACUUACGAUACGCCUCGAGAUUCUUGAUCAAUGGAGAAAUGCUCGUUCAGAUAUGAACUCCGUGUCGAUCGAACAUUGUUGGAAAAAAGCAGCUGUUCGCCAAAAUUUAAGUAGUGAACUUCUCGGUUGGUGGGGAAGGCUUGCUUUUCACCCGAAACCCUGCUUGUCAACUCAUCCAUCGAAACCAUUCGCCCGUUAUGUUUCUUCUCCUUUGGAAUCCUCUUCUGCAGUGGAAGACGGAACCCUAGUAAAUUCGGGUGAUUCGAUCACACUAACUAGGAAUCUUCUCGGAUUUGAACCCCCACUUUUGAAUCCGGAUCAAGAAAACGAACUCUCUCGCAUUAAACCAAUUUGUGUUACUCCCAAUACAAAACCCGACAAUUUCAUGUCGAAAUCGAUCUCAAAGGCGUUUAGUGAAGCUGCAGAGCAUCUCCAAAAUGACCUUCUUACCCUUUUGGAGAAUAUGGACGUGAAAGAACACGAGGCCAUGACCGAGGCGGCCGAAGCCACGUUUGCCGCCCUAGACCGCUUGCUCAUAAAUCAUCAAGAAUUCAAGAAACGCGCAAACGAGUUCAUCCACUGCGCGAUGCUGUUGUCUGAAAUCGAACAAUCCAUGCCCGAAAACGAUUCUUACCAGAAGCUAGCCGAACAUUGUACCGCCGAGAAAACGAGGCUAGACGAGAUAAACUGCGUUCACACUGAGGUAGUCGAUAAUGUGACGAGCAGCAAGAAAAGGCUAAAACUUGCGCAGGAAGAAAUUUCGUCCACAAUGGAUUUGCUUUUCCAGAUUGAAGCCGAGUUAUCGUGUUGUGAGGUUGAGCUGAAGAAUAUGGAGCACGAGCUCGAGAAAAUAUCCGAAAAAAAAGAAGUUUUGGAAGGAAAUUAUACGAUUGCUUCUAAAGAACUGGAGUCGUCGUUGAAACUGCGCGAAAAGAAAGAAGCUGAUCGGAAUGCUGCUAAGGCUGCGUUCAAUACGGCACGAGCUUUGCUCCGAGGGUAAAACCGUAAAAGUUGCAUGCAUCGUCGACUAAGUGUGUUUCGGUAUAGUUAGUAUUAUUAUAUUAUUAUCUUUUAUCUCGAGUAAUUUAAUUUAGCUUUUAGUAUAUGGUAAUAUAUCCUUAUGCAUCAUAUAUAUUGACAUUAAUUAAAGGGUAAAAUUCAUUUU